AACAUCCCUUCAGUCCUCGCGCGCACGGGGCGCGCGGACUGGUUUCGGUCACUUCGGCAGCAAAAGCAGCGCGUGCGCGGGCAGGAGCGGCGGCGAUGAUGGCGGACUGUGUCGGCUUCCAGGCGCAGAUCGCGUCGGUUAUCGAGAUUUUGGCCAAUUCGGCGGUGGCGGAGAUCUGCAAACUGGUGGAGGACGGCUACGCGGCGCUGCGCGCGCAGAUGGAGCAGCAGCGAGACAAGAGCGAGAAGGAAAACGACGCCCUGCGGCAGAAAGUGCGAGAAAUGGACGCGAAGAUGCGCAGCUACGAGCGGAAGAUGAGGAGACGGAGCCCGCGGGAGGACGCGCACAGCGGUCAGCUGAGGCCGGCUGAAGAACCUGAUGACCAUCCGUCACUGGGUCCGCCUCUUCCUGUCAUCACUGAAGACAAACAGUUUCAUCACAUUUCAAAGCAGGAGGAACCAAAAGCGUUGCCGCUGGUAAAACAGGAGAAAGUCGACAGAGACAACUGCAACCUGGAUCUUAAAGUAGAAGUUAACAUCCGUGCAGAUUGUGGCCUGUCUACAGCUCUGGAGGGCAGCGAGGAAAUGACCACCGGUGAGCUUCCUCUUGACAACAGUGCCACCAACACAGCCUCAUCCACCACCCAGUCCUCUUCAUCUCCCACUGACACGGCAGUGGGCCUGACCUGCAGGCCUCGAGCUAAACGCAAGGCCGCCAAAGUUCUGGCCAGCAGUUUAGCAGCCAGCAGUGGAGGACUCCCUGCAGUAGAGGUGGCACGCAGGGACCUUGUCGGAAGCUUGACAGAUGGCGGUCUGAAGCCAGAGAUCCAGCCAGAUGAUACUACUGAGGAUGAACAUCGUUCUUCACAGCUCUCAGCCCCUGUGGCCUCAGACGAACUUAGCCCUGACCGCCUCAACAGCUUGGGGAUCGACCUAGCCUGGAUGCAGGAGAGGGUCAGCCAUCUUGGUGCAGCAUUUGCAGUUGCACAGUUGGGUUUGGGGAACACAGAAUCCAACCACCCUUCGGGGUCUUUCCCUACACAAGGGGGAGGCGACAGCCUGGAUGGCCCUCCAACUAUGCUUUUCCCGGGUGGUGCUCAUGAAAUGGCUGCUUUUGCAGCUUCUUUUGACAUGGCUGCCGCAGCGGCUGCAGCUGCUGCUGUUGUAGCUGCACCGCCCCCUCCACCAACUGCUCCUUCCACCACCACAACCAGCCAACGACGGCCUUACCGGAGUGGCAGUGCUGCUGCCAAAGAGCCUGUGGUAUGCACAGUUUGCAGGCGCGUGUUCCCGAAUGCAGGCGCUCUAGAGCUGCACCAAAGGGUGCACACAGGGGAGAGACCGUACUCCUGCCCCCACUGCGGAAAGGGCUUUGCACAACCCAAUAAUCUGCGGGUGCACCUUCUUAUCCACACGGGGGAGCGACGCUACCGAUGUACACUGUGCGGGAAGAGUUUCAUCUCUUCAAGUCACCUGAAGAGGCAUCGCACAGUGCACACACAGGAGAAACCCUACAGCUGCUCACGCUGUGGACAGUCCUUUAGCCAAAUGUGUAGCGUUCGCAGACACCGGCAGCAGUCGCAGUGUGGCUUAUAGACUGACAAACACAGUGGAUGGUCUCACCAUCUUCAACACGUCCGUGUCAAGUCUGGACCAAAUAAACUGAUGUAUCAAAAUCCCUUUCAUGCAUUUUAUGUAUGCACGAACACAAGUUUUAUCUGAAAUGUAAAAAUGAGGGAAAAAUGGCUGUAGCCUGUGAUGUCAUGCUGUGUAGAGUUGAUAUUUGUCCUGCGUUAUAACAGACUUGUGUGCAUUCUACUUUACGUCCUCCUGACAAACUGAGUGCCUGAGACGGUGUUAGAAAUGGUGCAUGCUAACACUUAUUCCAUCCGUUUGUCACAGAAGGCCUUAUUUGUGACACUUUAAAAAACAUUUCCAAAUGUUUGAACAGUAAUUAUGAUGUCGGUCUCCCCCCCCGUUCUAACACUUGCAAUGCAAGAAACACAAAACGGACUUGAGCCCUAUUUUAAAAAGUCAAUGCACGCAAGUCUUCCUGUACUCUUGAAUCUGUGUUCUACUGUCAGUCUGCCUUAUUGUGCUGCGGUGGCCAAUGUCACAUUGUCAUUUCUGGUUUCUGUCUGUUUUCAAGGACUGCUGCAUUAUUAGAUAUAUUUUCACACAUAUUGAAAACACUGCUGUGUUGACAGAUAGAGAGACUUCCUGUGGAAUAUUGGUGAAAACAUUUACAUAUUUUGGAUUGAAUGCAGG
Messenger RNA from Thalassophryne amazonica, 2267 nucleotides. Its product is annotated as zinc finger protein 696-like. The coding region runs from base 96 to 1595 and encodes 499 amino acids. Gene Ontology annotation, cellular component: nucleus. The transcript is spliced from 4 exons. NCBI's taxonomy places the organism in Eukaryota, Metazoa, Chordata, Actinopteri, Batrachoidiformes, Batrachoididae. The record is from RefSeq and is a predicted model, not a curated record.